This is a messenger RNA of Acanthochromis polyacanthus (spiny chromis), 3064 nucleotides long. RefSeq names its product tripartite motif-containing protein 16-like. NCBI's taxonomy places the organism in Eukaryota, Metazoa, Chordata, Actinopteri, Pomacentridae. The record is from RefSeq and is a predicted model, not a curated record. Gene Ontology annotation, molecular function: zinc ion binding; protein binding.
UGAAAAUGGAGUUUGGUUUCUUCAAUUAUACCAAAAAGUUCAUCCAGUCAUGAUGCAGGACUUUGAUUUUGGAAAAAAAGUUCAAAAAGUUAUAACCCCAGUGAACACAUAGUAUUUUUGUAUUUCUAUCAGUGUGGAAAUCUGAGUAAGUUUUUUAAACUCGUCUGAGGGUUGAAUGAGAAAUGAGCUCUGUCGUAAAAAUGUUCAACACUCAGCGUCUCUCUGCUCUUCCUGGAAUGAAGCUCAGCCUGAUAACCCUCCUCUUCCUGAUCUACAAGCACAACAGCUCAUAUUUCCACACCUUUCCUGGUUCCUCCCCUUCAGAUCUGCACUCUGGAAGAAGCUGACAGGAAUCGUUUACUGCAGAAACAGAUGACUUGUAGAUCAGAGCUCAGACUAGUUUCAGGUACGAGGAAGUAAAAAAAACACAAACAGUCUGUGUGACCGAGAGGAGAAAUGGCGCAGCAAAGAAAUCAACUGGAUGCAGAGAAAUUCUCUUGUUCCAUCUGUCUGGAUCUACUGAAGGAUCCGGUCACUACUUCCUGUGGACACAGCUACUGCAUGGACUGUAUUAAAACACACUGGGAUGGAGAGGAUGGUCAGAGAAUCUACAGCUGUCCUCAGUGCAGGAAGACUUUCACACCGAGGCCUGUCCUGGAGAAACACGUCCUGUUAGCAGAGUUAGUGGAGGAUCUGAAGAAGACUGAACUCCAAGCUGCUGCUGAUGAUCACUGCUAUGCUGGACCUGAAGAUGUGGCCUGUGAUGUCUGCACUGGGAGGAAGAUGAAAGCUGUCAAGUCCUGUCUCGGCUGCCUGAUUUCCUACUGUGACAAUCACCUCCAACCUCACUAUGAUGUGGCUCAACUCAAGAAACACCAGCUGGUGGAGCCCUCCAAGAACCUCCAGGAGAACAUCUGCUCUCAUCAUGAUAAGAUGAUGGAGAUUUUCUGUCUCACUGAUCAGCAGUUGAUCUGUUAUCUCUGCACAGUGGAUGAACAUAAAGGCCACAAAACAGUCCCAGCAGCAGCAGAAAGGAAGAAGAAGCAGAAGGAGCUGGAGGUGAGUCGACUGAACAUCCAGCAGAGAAUCCAGGACAGACAGAAAGAUGUGGAGCUGCUUCAACAGGAGCUGGAGGACAUCAAUGUCUCUGCUGAUAAAACUGUGGAGGAAAGUGAGAAGAUGUUCACCCAGAUGAUCCAUCUCAUCCAGAAUAGAGGCCAACAUGUGGAGCAGCAGAUCAGAUCCCAGCAGGAGACUGAAGAGAGUCGAGUGAAAGAGCUUCAGGAGAAGCUGGAGCAGGAGAUCAGAGAUCUGAAGAGGAAAGACGCUGAGCUGAAGCAGUUCUCAGAUACACCAGAUCACAACCAGUUUCUCCUCAACUACCCCUCAGUGUCAGCACUCAGUGAGUCCACACACUCAUCCAUCAUCAACAUCCGUCCUCUGAGACACUUUGAGAACGUGACAGCAGCUGUGAAAGAGCUCAGAGAUCAACUACAGGACAUUCUGAGGGACACAUGGACAAACAUCUCACUGGCAAUCACUGAAGUGGAUGUUUUACUGUCAGAACCACAACCAAAGACCAGAGAAGAGUUCUUAAAAUAUUCAAGAGAAAUCACUCUGGAUCCAAACACAGCAAACGCAUGGCUGUCAUUAUCUGAAGGGAACAGAAAAGUAAUUAAUGAGAAAAAACAACAUUAUCCCGAUUAUCCAGACAGAUUCACUGAUUAUUGGCAGGUCCUGAGUAAAGAGAGUCUGACUGGACGUUGUUACUGGGAGGUGGAGUGGAGAGGAAGAGAAGGAGUUUCUGUAGCGGUCGCAUACAAGAACAUCUGCAGAACAGGAAACCCAGAUGGGUGUAUGUUUGGAAGAAAUGGCAAAUCUUGGGCUUUACGUUGUGACAGCAUCGGUGAUACGUUUUGGUACAACAACAUACAAACUCCCAUCUCUGGUCUUCGGUCCUCCAGAAUCGGAGUUUAUCUGGAUCACAGAGCAGGUAUUCUGUCUUUCUACAGCGUCUCUAAAACCAUAACUCUCCUCCACAGAGUCCAGACCACAUUCACUGAGCCCAUACAUGCUGGAGUUUGGGUUUUAGAUUUUGGAACCACUGCAGAGUUCCUCAAACUCAAACAGAGUACUUCCAGUGUCUGAGGGUCAGUUCAUGUUCAGCCCUGAUUUAAGUUCAUGAUCUACAGUUUACUUCUGUAGUUGCAGCAUUAAUUAGUCACAUGACAACAGAACUGGUUGAUUCUUAAAUGUUUCAGUCAUUUUUAAAUCUGCUUUCAGCUUCUGAAACAUUUCUGGAUUUCAUUUUUCGUAUCUGAGAAGAAACUGAAUGUUUUGUGGGUUUUGGAUUCAAACUGUUGAAUUGUUGAGAUGUGGAGGAUUCAGAUAUUUCCUUGUUUUAGUAUUUUCUGACAUUUUAUACUCAAAAUGAUUGACAGAGAAAAUAAUCAGCCUGAAAUAAUCAUUAACUGAAGUCCUGUAAUCCGUAUUUUCAUCACUUUUGUGUCUUUUUGCAGUUACUUUGUGUACUUUUACAGGUGAAAUAUUUAAACAUCAACAACAAACAGAAAAUGUACAUCUGUAUCAGCUUGACACAUGAAAUCCCUAAAUUCACAUUUUAUUCUUUGCAUUUUAUUGUAAAUAUUUCUGUUUUCACAUUUUAUUUCCUCAGAAACUAUUUUGCAACUUAAGAGUUGAAUGAAAACCUACCAGUAAAUAACUUUUAAUGUCCUUCAGAAUCUGGUCUUUGCUUUCCUUUGACUUGAAUUCAUGUUUCUUCAAUCUCAUGUUAGUGAUGCAUUUAUGGAACCAGCUGAGGUGAUGGAAAAAUCAGCUUUUUAUUCAAAUGUGCAUUUCAUUUUUCUUUUACGGGGAUAUGUGUACAAAAUGUGUUGGAUUUGUGUUUUAUUGUGGAUUUUCUGGUGGAAAAUAAUAUUUUAUUGCAGUCAGUAGUCAUUUAAUAAUCUGACUUGGUGAUUUUUAAACAUUUGUUGGUGUGUUUGUUUUGCUUCUAAACUGUUGACAAAUUUAAUCUGCAAAUAAACGACAAUAUUUCAUUUUC